Molecule: messenger RNA, 4662 nt
Organism: Zalophus californianus (California sea lion)
Lineage: Eukaryota; Metazoa; Chordata; Mammalia; Carnivora; Otariidae
Gene: PBDC1
Product: polysaccharide biosynthesis domain containing 1
Exons: 6
Coding region: 97-756 (219 amino acids)
Cellular component (GO): cytoplasm
Source: RefSeq, a predicted model, not a curated record
AGCCUCUCUUAUUCGGCCCUCCCUUUCCAAUCAGCUCAGGCAGAGCUCGCAAAUAGUCAUUUCCGGGAAACCGGCGGUUGCUUUGUGGGGUGCAACAUGGAGACGACUACUGGAACUGCUGAGCCGGUUUCCGGGGAACUGGUGUCUGUGGCACAUGCUCUUUCUCUCCCAGCCGAGUCUUAUGGCAAUGAUCCUGAUAUUGAGAUGGCUUGGGCCAUGAAAGCAAUGCAGCAUGCUGAAGUCUACUACAAGCUGAUUUCAUCAGUUGACCCACAGUUCCUGAAACUCACCAAAGUGGAUGACCAAAUCUAUUCAGAGUUUCGGGAAAAUUUUGAGAAACUCAAGAUAGAUGUAUUGGAUCCAGAAGAGCUCAAAUCAGAAUCAGCUAAAGAGAAGUGGAGGCCAUUCUGCUUGAAGUUUGACGGGAUUGUAGAAGACUUCAACUAUGGUACUUUGCUGCGACUGGAUUGUUCCCAGGGCUACACCGAGGAAAACACCAUCUUUGCCCCCAGGAUACAAUUUUUUGCCAUUGAAAUUGCUCGGAACCGGGAAGGCUAUAACAAAGCAGUUUACACCAGUGUUCAUGACGAAGAAGAGAAAGAAGGCAACCAUGGAAGAGAGGAAGGAACUGACAGUGGACGGGCAGAAGAGAAAGGAGCCAACAGAGAAAGAGAAAAAGCAAAAACCAAUAAAGGAGAAGAAAAAGAACAAGGAGCCAACAAAGAAAUCAGCAGGAGUGGUGAAACAGCUAUGUAAGGUAGACAAGGAAUAGCACUCUGGAAGCUGUGACUCAGCUAAGUCUACAGAUACUAUGAUGCUACUUGCACAGACCCUAGUGGUUAAAUGUAUGUCCUUGUGCAAUUGAAAGACAUACAGAAGGACAUUCUUUCUAGCUAAUAAUCAAGAGCUACUCCAGUUGUUCUCUUGUAUGAGCCAGCUUAAAGACUAUUAGUGGGGUCUUAGUUGAGCAUUUCUUGGUAUAGUGUUUCUUGGUUCUCACCACUGGUCAAGUAAGAAAUUUUAUGAAUAAAUUUCUUUUGGUUCUUAGGACUAUAUCUGUAAUUGACUUUUAAAAGAUAUUUCAAAUUAUUUGACACUUCAGGUUUUUUUCAGGUAUAUAAUCUCUUUGUCAUGUCUUAAUAUAAAGUGAUUUAUGCCUGUUUUUAAAUGCUUAUUAUUGUUUCCUGCAGUGAAGUUUCCUCAGGCCUGUUAAGCUGUGUAUAUGGUUUGGGGAUUAGAAGUUCCUAUGUAACAGUUAAUUCCUGCUAUUUGAGUAAGUAUAGCUUUCUGAUUUUCUUUGAUAUAUGUGGCAAAAUAUUUGAUGAAUACUCUAUGGAGAUAAGAGCUGGGGCCUGAACCUGUCAGACCAGUGAAUGCAGCCCAGUUCACAUUAGAAGAGCAGGACACUGGACCUGCUUCAGGACCUGCUUCUCUUCUGGUACCGAAGUUGUUACCUAAAAGCUAGCAGAAAUUAAUACGUAUAAAGCCUGGUAGAGUGACUUCCCUUUUAUAAUGCUAUGGACAAUAGCAUACAUUUACAUAGUAAUGUAAAAUGAACAUUUUUAAAUGAUACUUCGCCAGACUCCAAAAAUGGACCAGUGAUUUUGUAUAGAUGGAGGGGUUUCUUCUCAUCUGAUGACUUUUAGGAGUGCAUGUUUCAGUUAUCUUUACAUAUAUAUAAAGGUUUGUGCAUGUCCCCAUAAACCCUCUGACCUUGAUUGCUAAAACUAGUUAGAGGAAGCCACAGUGUUUAUAGUGCAUACAGCAAAUACUCUGAAAACUCAAACCACAGCAUGGUCAUUCAAGAAAAGAUUUAUCAGAGCGGAGAAGGGGGAGAAAUGAGGUUUUUUUUCCCCUGGUGGACACAGAAUAAAAAUAAAAGUUAAACUUAACUGAUGAAUUAUUUUCUAGGCAAGAGCUGAACUAGAGAUACAUACAACUAGCAGCAACAACUGUGCACAAAGCUAGGUUUCUCUAUGGAUUCUUUUUAGCUAAUUCUUAAAAAUAUUUAAAACAUUUGUUAGACUUUUCAUUUUACAAAAAAUAUGCUUUGAAAUGGGUAGGGGAGUGUUAAAUACUUCAUACUAGACAGAUUUUUAAAAAUCAAACUUCCUUUACUGUAUUGACUUUGUCUAGUUCAUACAUUCUUAAAUAUCCAUGAACAUGUGUCCAUACACAUUGCCUGAGGGACUGGGGAAGAAUAAAGAUUACUGGCUGCAUACGAUUCUGCCUGUGGUGGCCUUUUCCAGGUUACUCACGAGCAAGAAAACUGGCUUAAUUACUUCUCUCUGAUUUUGUGGAGAAUAAGAAAUAAACCAUUAAAAGACUACUUCAAAGCCAGAGGCAUCUCUGUCCAAGAACUAGGAAAUACAAACUGGGCAAAGGGAGGAGAAUAAGAACAUGGAACACUUCAGCAACAUUGUAAGGCCAGGAAACCAAGACAGUAUCCAAGGUCAAAGGGGAGAGUGGGCAGAUAUCUUAAGAUGGCCUCACGAUUUCCACCCCUAGCACACAUGCUCUGUAUAAUUCCCUCCUGUUGGUGUGGCAAAGCCUUGUGAAUACGAGGGGAUUUCAUUCCUUCAUUUUAAGUUACUAACCAUUUAAUUUUGAGUUAAUCAAAAGGGACAUUAUCUUGGGUGGGUCUGGCCUAAUCAGGUGAGUCCUUAAGUGAGACAAGCAGCUGCAAAUGUUCACCUGUUGGCCUUAAAGAAGCAAAAAUCUGUGUUGUGAGACAAGCGGGCCAUGUGGCAAGGACCUGAGGGUAGCCUCUGGGAGCUAAGAAUGCUCUCGGGCUGACAGCCAGCAAAAAAAUGGGGAUUUCACUCUAUAGUUGGAAGGAACUAAAUUCUACCAACAACCAGUGAACUUGGAAGAGGACUUAAAGUCUCAGACGAGCUUGCAGUCCUGGCUGAUACCAUGAUUUUGGUCCUGUGAGACCCUGAGUAGAGGACCCAGUUAAGCUGUAUCUGGACUCUUAACCCACAGGACUGUGAGAUAGUUAUGGGUAUUGUGUUAAGCUACUAAUUAUGUGGUAAUUUGUUAUGGAGCAGUAGAAAAUUGCUACAAGACUCUGGUACUGGAAGUGGAGUGCUGCUGUAUCAAGUACUUAAAAUGUGGGAGUGGUUUUGGAAUCAGGCUGUGGGUGAACACUGGAAGGAUUUUGAGGAGCAUGAUAGGGAAAGCAUAAAUUGCCUUAAACAGGCUGUCAGUAGUAAUAUGGACUUGAAGGAUGCUGUAGGUGGGGGCUCAAAAGGAAGUAAGGAACAUGCUGUUGGAAACUAGAGGAAAGGGAAUCCUCCUUAGGAGGUGGUAGAAUUGUGGUUAGAGGCCCAGAAGUUUGGGAUUUGAGCCUUUGCUCUGAAUUAUUUGGGAGAUGUUAUCAAGCCAGGCUUGACAUAGUGUGUAAACAUCUAUGAUUUAUUCAGAAUAUGGUGCCAUUCCAGUCAUUUAUCUCCAUGACAACUUCUGGAGGCAGGGAAAGGGCACAGACUAAUUUUCGCAUUUACAGAAGGGAAAAUUGCAGUCAUUUUAAAGUUUUAGGCCACUGAAUUUGUGGUAAUUUGUUACAACAGCAAUAGGAAACUAAUAAAAAAGGCAUACUGAGCCCUGCUUCAAAAGUAGAGACAUUCACUGCACUGUCAUUAUUUUGAAACUAUAGUUGAAACAAAGAUGUUGGACCAGAUGAUUGAGACAUGAACUGCACCCAAAGCAAGCUUCAGUGAUUCUAAACCAUUUUGAACUUACUCUUCUAAGCCAUUCCUGUAGCUGAGUCUGUGUGUGUGAGGUGCCAUUAAUAUAAUUGGGAAUUCUCUGAAUUUGCUUAAUGGUAACGGUAUAGUGCUUAGUAAUGAGUAUGUGCUCAUUUGAAGCUUACAUGUAUAUUAAUAAAACGCAACAGUAACUUCAUCAAUUGUUUGGACCUUAGACAAAAUAUUUUUCUGAAGAAGUGUAUUUUAUCAUUGAUGUUGUUUAAAAUUUCCAGAGCAUGGUGAUAAUUCAAACAGACCAGAUUUUUGUUGGUUUUAUUGCUGUUUUUAAAUUUUCUACAGAUAAUACAACUCUUUUUUGCUUGCACACAAUGUGAAUGAUCCUCACUAUCCCACCUUGGUACACCACAAUUACUUUCAUGCAUAUUUUUAUUCAGAUAAUCAAUAUCUUAGGGGCACCUGGGUGGCUCAGUCUGUUAAGUGUCUGCUUUUGGCAGGGUCCUGGGAUCCAGCCCCGCAUCAGGCUCACUGCUCAGUGGGGAGUCUGCUUCUUCCCCUCCUUCCUGCUGUGCUCUCUUGCUAUUUCUGUCGCUCUCAAAUAAAUAAAUAAAUUAUCUUAAAAAAGUAGUCAAUAUCUUAAUAGAUGAUUCACAAUUAAGGCAUGUAUGUAUGUUUUGUGAAUGGCCAUUUUCCCAUGCCUACAUGUUUUUAUCUCUAGAAUUAAUAGAAGCUUUACAGAUGUCAACAUGAUGUUGGUCUCCUGAACUGUACUACUUUUACAUGAUGACCAUUUAUAUGACUGGCUAGCUUUAAAUUUUCCCUACUCAGGCUUUCUCUGAUUUCCUCAAUAUAAACUGCAUUUUCAGGGCACCUGGGUGGCUCAGUCGGUUAAGUGGCUGACUUGAGUUCCAUCAGGUCAUGAUCUCAGGGUCCUGGGAUUGAGCCCCAAGUCGGG